Messenger RNA from Osmerus eperlanus (European smelt), 4410 nucleotides. RefSeq lists its product as uncharacterized. The record is from RefSeq and is a predicted model, not a curated record. Lineage: Eukaryota; Metazoa; Chordata; Actinopteri; Osmeriformes; Osmeridae. The coding region runs from base 1015 to 4212 and encodes 1065 amino acids. The transcript is spliced from 14 exons.
CCACACUGAAGCUGUUGUGAAGAAGGGACACUAGCGCCUCUUUUUCUUGAGACGGCAGAAGAAAUUCGGAAUGAACCACCACAUCCUCACGCUGUUCUAGACCAGCACUGUGGAGAGCCUCCUGACUGGCUGCAUCGCUGCCUGGUACGGCAACAGCACUGCCCUCAACUGCAUAUAUUGUGUUGUGUAUUUUAUUGUACCUGUGUAUAAAUAUAUUGUAAUUUGUUAGGUGUAUAUUGUACAUUGUGUUGUGUAACAGAUGUGUAAAUUGCGUUAUGUGUAAAUAAGAAGUUAUCAUGUUGUUAUAAUUGUUAUAUAUUGCUUAUUUGCCUGAAACUGCACACAAGACUUUCACCCUCUGUUGCAGUCUGUUUGGUUGAGUGACAAUAAAAGGGUGUGAUUUGAUUCUGAUUUGAUUAAAAGCGCCCCCCUGUGGAAAUAACACCCAAGAGUAACUGCUUCUUUUCAAUUAUCUGUUUAAUUUAUCAGUGAUAAACCGGCAUUUUGCAAACCAUUGUGAUCCACAGUCGUUUUGUUUGCAGUUAUAUGGUUUUAUUUGAGUUUUUAAUCAUACAGGUAAAAAGAAAACGAUUAUAAACUCUUCACAUGUUUUUCUCCAGUUUUGUGUUACUUCCUUUAUAAAUGCACCAAUGGAUUCUUCUGUUGACUCGUUUAUAUAUAAAGUUAUUGAUAUCCUUGUCCUUUUGAUUAAAUUAUGCAUUUCUUUCGUUGUUGUUGUUGUUUGUUUGUUGAACUGUACCGUUAUUUUUCACCAUCAGUGAUUGACAAUAUAACCGCACGGAUCUGUUAACAUUGAGUUAUUGGAAUGAUUACGUCAUAAUGGAUAUGUCAAAGUUAAUAUUAUAAAUGAAAAGACAACAUUGAGUCACCAGAAGUUAUUUGACCUCGAUCAUGUUACGACCAAUGUCGCGUUCCGUUGAAUAAUUUACUGCAAGAGAAGAAGAAAAACACAACGAAUUCUAUUUCAAUAGGCGAAUUCUCAGGAAUUGGAUUAUGUCAAGAAGACCCAUCCAUGUGGAGAGUGGGGACAAGAUACAAGAGACUGAUCUAAAUCUAGUCGAACUGGAGGAGAACACCAAAAUGUGUGAGGUAGUUUGUGAGCUGGAGAACAUUCUCAGUGAAAUGCAAACAUACGAACGUCGUCUGUCGGAGCUGUUUGACAGAAAGAUCACGUCGGAGGGUCUGGACACAUUCCUCCAAAAGAUCCGGUCUGCGGCAGCCCAGGAUGUGAGGAAAUGCCUCUCUCCGGCCUUGAUAGGCCUUCCUAUUAUGGCAACAGGGAGCAUGAACAGCUCUUCCACAUCAUCGUCUGGACAAACUGAACCAGAGUUUUUAGCCCUGACCGUGCCUGACUUCACCAUGGGAGCUGAGGUCCUGGUCCCAGGCACGAUGACCUGUUCCCUGAAGCACCUGCUAGAGAAACCCAGAGAGACGGUCCAGCAGUCUCUGGCUAAGCUAAGUAUACAAUUCAGUAACCUGGGCCUUGUCUCUGUUGUGGGACAGAAGGCUGUGGCAGCCACAUGUGAAAUCUAUAAUCUGAUCAUGAGAGUGGUUUCAGUCUUCCUGUCCCAUUGUGGCAACUGCUCCAGGCACAUCUUGACCUCAGUUACAGGCGUGAUUGCACGGGACAGCAUGGCCGCUGUGCUUCGGUGCUUCAAAGAAACAGCCAAGACCUUCAACCUACUAGGCUUCAAUAGCACCUUCUUCCAGUUGAAGCCUGUGGUCCUGGCGGUGGUGACCUAUCUGGGAAAGAUAUACCAAAGCAAAAUGGCUGCUGCCUACAAGUACCAGCUACCCCUGGCUGAUGAUUAUUCCUCGGAGCUUGAGGAGUUUCGUGGGAAUAUCGAGGCACCCAUCAUUGUUGAGGAAGUCCCCAGUGAGCUCCUGGAGAAGGUGGUGGACUCAGAGCAGAAGAGAUUCCUGGUCCUGGAUGACAUCUUUCACUCUCACAGGCCUAUCCUUGCCAAACAGCUGUAUGAAGAGCUUGCUGCAGCUGGAUACAUCAUCUCUCAUGUUCCUGAUGAACUCCUGGAGAAGACAGAGAAGAAGUCUGAGGAGAAGGGAUCCCUGGCUGCUGUCUCUGAAAGUAUUUUCGUGGCCUUACUGCCUCCUGAAGCCAUUCAGCUUGUGGCAACUGGACACAUCACUGAUGUCCGUGUGGAAAAUGCUCUGGUGAAGGCUGAAGCCAAGGAGCUGGUUAUGGACGGCCUGAAAACUACAGCUUGCAAAGUUGUGGAGGACCUCAUAGCAGCAGCCAAUGAAAUGGUUGGCAUGGAUACUCCCCUGGAUACUGAGAUCUCUCAGACCAAAAAGGUUGCCCUCAUCACUGGCAAGGCUGAGGAGAAGGGAUCCAUGGCUGCUGUCUCUGAAAGUCUUUCCCUGGCCAUACUGCCUCCUGAAGCCAUACAGCUUGUGGCAACUGGACACAUGGCGGAUGUCCGUGCUGAAAAAGCUCUGGUGAAGGCCGAAGCCAAGGAUUUGGUUAUGGACAGCCUGAACACUGCAGCUUGCAAAGUUGUGGAGGACCUCAUAGCAGCAGCCAAUGAAAUGGUUGGCAUGGAUACUCCCCUGGAUACUGAGAUCUCUCAGACCAAGAAGGUUGCCCUCAUCACUGGCAAGGCUAAGUCUAAGGUUACUACUGAGGAUGUUCCUGAUGAACUCCUGGAGAAGACAGAGAAGAAGUCUGAGGAGAAGGCAUCCCUGGCUGCUGUCUCUGAAAGUCUUUCCCUGGCCUUACUGCCUCCUGAAGCCAUACAGCUUGUGGCAACUGGACACAUCACUGAUGUCCGUGCUGAAAAAGCUCUGGUGAAGGCCGAAGCCAAGGAGCUGGUGAUGGCUGGCCUGAAGACUGCAGCUUCCAAAGUUGUGGAGGACCUCAUAGCAGCAGCCAAUGAAAUGGUUGGCAUGGAUACUCCCCUGGAUACUGAGAUCUCUCAGACCAAAAAGGUUGCCCUCAUCACUGGCAAGGCUGAGGAGAAGGGAUCCAUGGCUGCUGUCUCUGAAAGUCUUUCCCUGGCCAUACUGCCUCCUGAAGCCAUACAGCUUGUGGCAACUGGACACAUGGCGGAUGUCCGUGCUGAAAAAGCUCUGGUGAAGGCCGAAGCCAAGGAUUUGGUUAUGGACAGCCUGAACACUGCAGCUUGCAAAGUUGUGGACGACCUCAUAGCAGCAGCCAAUGAAAUGGUUGGCAUGGAUACUCCCCUGGAUACUGAGAUCUCUCAGACCAAGAAGGUUGCCCUCAUCACUGGCAAGGCUAAGUCUAAGGUUACUACUGAGGAUGUUCCUGAUGAACUCCUGGAGAAGACAGAGAAGAAGUCUGAGGAGAAGGCAUCCCUGGCUGCUGUCUCUGAAAGUCUUUCCCUGGCCUUACUGCCUCCUGAAGCCAUACAGCUUGUGGCAACUGGACACAUCACUGAUGUCCGUGCUGAAAAAGCUCUGGUGAAGGCCGAAGCCAAGGAGCUGGUGAUGGCUGGCCUGAAGACUGCAGCUUCCAAAGUUGUGGAGGACCUCAUAGCAGCAGCCAAUGAAAUGGUUGGCAUGGAUACUCCCCUGGAUACUGAGAUCUCUCAGACCAAGAAGGUUGCCUUGAUCACUGGCAAGGCUAAGUCUCAGGUUACUACUGAAGAUGUUCCUGAUGAACUCUCCAAAAGUCUUUCCCUGGCCUUACUGCCUCCUGAAGCCAUACAGCUUGUGGCAACUGGACACAUUGCUGAUGUCCGUGCUGAAAAAGCCUUCAUGAAGGCUGAAGCCAAGGAGCUGGUGAUGGACAGCCUGAAGACUGCAGCUUCCAAAGUUGUGGAGGAGCUCAUAGCAGCUGCAGUAGAGAUGGUUCACAUGACCACUCCCCUGGAUACCCAGACCUCUCAGACCUGGAAGGUGGCCCUCAUCAAUGGGAAGUCUGAAAUUGCUGCUGAGGAUGUUCUUAAUGAACUCCUGGACAAGGUUGUGAAAGAGUCUGAGAAGAGGAGAUCCCUGGCCCUGAUCUCUGUCUCUGACUGCCCUCUCUUGGCCACACAGCUUCCUCAGCUCACCGAUCUUGUUCCUGAGAAGUGCAGUGGAGAGGCUGCCAAGUGUGCUGCAGAUGAAGACAGACAGGUGAAGAAGAAGAAGAAGAAGAAGGGAAUCCGUGCAUUCUUCAGAGGGAUUUGGAAGAGGAUGAUAUGUUCCUCUGGAUUCCCCAAGGAGGACUGAGGCCCUGUCACCUAGGAGUGUCUGUGCCCCUACAAGCAGCACACAAAGUAUAUUUUGAAUCCAAAAUAAAACUUAUUGGCAUUUCCAAGAAGUUGUGAUCCAUGCAGAUAUGUGUAAACAGGUCAUAAAGUACUGGAGCUAAAUGUGUAGUGGGCUCCAGGAUUGUAAAUGAAUCUCACAUCAUGAACAUACUCUACA